GCCACUUCACCCACAUGUCCUGCUGGUGGUGGUGGGAUUGAAUCAUGGUGGGACCCACCUUUGCUAGGUAGUCACAGGCCUGGGUGGGGGUGGAAAGGUCCUAGAACUCUAAAAGAUGCUAUAUAAAUACAGCCAUAUACCAUUUUUACCUUUCCUGAAAAAAAAAUAUCCACAAGAUUCUGUUCCUGACCAAAAGAACAAGAUCUUAGCUAGACCACUCGAAAGGAGCUUCCACUGUGGCGUGGCUGGGCUCAGCCUUAGCGAUCCGGUGAUUUCAAUACAUUUUCCCUCAGUGCUUCUUUAAUUUCACAUCUAUUUGGGCAUUAAAGAUGCUUCAUUGAGUGAAGCAAGUGAAUGAGAACACAAGUAAGUCUUUCUGCCACUUGAUAGAGCUCUAGAGCUGAGUUAAUGGAGCAAACACAACUACGACAUGUUGAUUCACCCUGUUCAUCAUUAAAGCUGUCCAACACCCGACGUCUUCCAUGUCUACACAUUACCUAACAUAGUCCUAAUUCUUUCACUACAAGACCUAUACCUCUAGCAUACCUCCUUGCAGACCCUCCUCGUGACGUCUGGUGGUUGUAUAAACUUUUACCUCGCUCACAAAGACCAUUUUAAAUCACAACAAAUGACAUUAAAACUGAUAAAUAAUACACAUCCAUUCUUUCUGUUUAGGCUGCUCAGAUAGGCUAAAUGAAGCCAAAGCAAAAUUCUUCAGAACUGUGACCAGACCAACCCUCCCACCACCCUAUCUCACUCCCAAGAGAAAUAUCUUGUCUCUAGUCCAGUCAGAGUAAAAAUAAAAUGGCCAAUGUGGCAACUGAGAUUGUAGCCUUUCUUCUGACCAUCUCUGGUUGGAUCUUGGUGUCGUCCACGCUGCCGACAGACUAUUGGAAGGUGUCAUCUGUGGAUGGGACGGUUAUUACAACAGCGACCUUCUGGUCCAAUCUAUGGAAGACCUAUGUUACCGAUUCCACCGGUGUGUCUAACUGCAAGGACUUUCCAUCCAAGUUGGCUUUGGAUGCUUACAUUCAGGUCUGCAGGAUGAUUUCUUCUGUAUGUUUAGGAUUCUUUGGUGCAAUUCUGGCCUUGUUGGGAAUGAAGUGCACGACAAUCGGGGGCUCUGAAACCACCAAGGCUCGUCUGACUGUCCUUUCAGGCUUCACCUUCGUCCUCAGUGGGGUCUGCUGCAUGACUGCGUGUUCGAUUUAUGCACGCAGGAUCACAACAGAAUUCUUCGAUCCUCUUUUUGUUGCACAGAAGUUUGAGCUCGGAGCGGCUCUCUUCAUCGGCUGGUCUGGGUCUGUGCUGUGCAUCUUAGGAGGACUUCUUUUCUGCCUUCCUCUUUCUGGAGGCUUCAGUAUCAAAGGAGAGACCUCUCACCGUCGAGUGGCAUCAUUUGCAACAACACACAACCAGCGCCAGACAGCCAACAGUCUACACAAGGAACCACAGGGGGAGUCAGGGAAGUUUGGAAGAAAUGCCUACGUGUAAAUCUGAAAUCGUUUCGUGACUUAUUGUAGAAAUGCUCAUAAUUUUUAACCAUAAUCGGAUUCAGCUAGAAGCUGGACUGGGACACCAGAUUCCUGCACAAGUACAGCAGCUCUUUGGGUCGUUUCUGUCAAUAACUCAUAAAAGAUAAGCUCUUUUUUUUUUUAUUAUUUAUUUAUAUUUUUUGUUUGCAAGGCAGAAAAUUUCAUUUGGCACAAAAUAGCACCAGAGCUCUCCGGUCACCUUCAGCAUGCUGCUCUUUCUUGACUGUUGCAAAUGAACACACACUUUCCUUUUAACAUCCAAACGCUCUUUUUUUGUCUUCUUAAAGAAAAUUUCUGAUUAAAAGCUGCUGUUAUGAACUGACA
This is a messenger RNA of Nothobranchius furzeri (turquoise killifish), 1859 nucleotides long. It is a transcript of the gene cldn10a, whose product is annotated as claudin 10a. NCBI's taxonomy places the organism in Eukaryota, Metazoa, Chordata, Actinopteri, Cyprinodontiformes, Nothobranchiidae. Gene Ontology annotation, molecular function: structural molecule activity. Gene Ontology annotation, biological process: bicellular tight junction assembly; cell adhesion. Gene Ontology annotation, cellular component: plasma membrane; bicellular tight junction. The record is from RefSeq and is a predicted model, not a curated record.